AAGAGAAGAAACCCAGUGUUGCAAGCUAUCAAAAACGUCGGCAUAGAGAUAGGGGAUGUGGUAGCGGAUUAUCAAGUUGGAACACAUAAUGGGGUUUUAUUCCUCAGUCUGAAAUAUCACCGACUCCAUCCUGAAUAUAUCCAUCAGAGAAUCGAGAAGAUGAGAAAUAAGUACAGUCUUCGAAUAAUGCUCAUCUUAUGUGAUGUCAACGAACAUCAGCAAUCAUUGAGGGAAAUAAGCAAGAUUGCCAUAGUCAAUGACUUUACUGUCUUUGUGGCUUGGUCAAACGAAGAGGUCGCUCAGUACUUGACAACAUUUAAGGCGUUCGAACAUAAGUCAGCGGAUACCUUGAAGGAAAGAGUUCAUCAGACGUAUCAUGAUCAGUUGCAACAUGUGUUGACAAGUGGAAAGAAGGUCAAUAAGACGGAUGCGGAUAAUCUGGCUGCUCAAUUUGGGUCAUUCGCGAACAUCGCCAAACAACCCCCUAAGGUGCUGGCCAAUGUCAAAGGCCUAGGUGCGGCCAAGGUUACUUCCUUAGUGGACGCAUUCAACAAACCGUUU
Messenger RNA from Tremella mesenterica DSM 1558, 561 nucleotides. RefSeq lists its product as uncharacterized. Gene Ontology annotation, molecular function: damaged DNA binding; single-stranded DNA binding. Gene Ontology annotation, cellular component: nucleus; nucleotide-excision repair factor 1 complex; ERCC4-ERCC1 complex. The record is from RefSeq and is a predicted model, not a curated record. The annotation marks the transcript as partial. Gene Ontology annotation, biological process: UV-damage excision repair; mitotic recombination; meiotic mismatch repair. The transcript is spliced from 5 exons. NCBI's taxonomy places the organism in Eukaryota, Fungi, Basidiomycota, Tremellomycetes, Tremellales, Tremellaceae.